AUGGUAUCAAUGCCAUCUUCUGAAGAAGAAGGACUUGAAUUAGAUAAACGUCGUUAUGAUGGCCAUGUACGCAGUUCUAUUCCACUUUUUCGUGGAUCUAAUUUAGGUAUUUUUGUCCGCAAACGUCCAUUUGCUGCUAGUCCUGAUCAUUCAAUAAGCCGACGAAAAGAUUCUCAUUUAUCAUCAGUUAACAAUGACAAUGUUUUAGCACAAGCAUUAAACAGCAACGAUCAACGUCGACGUUUUGAUGAUUAUUCAGAAAAUCCAGGACCAAUGUUUGGCCGAUAA
This is a messenger RNA of Adineta steineri, 288 nucleotides long. The record is from the annotation of a GenBank genome assembly. Lineage: Eukaryota; Metazoa; Rotifera; Eurotatoria; Adinetida; Adinetidae.